Molecule: messenger RNA, 15044 nt
Organism: Tupaia belangeri chinensis (Chinese tree shrew)
Lineage: Eukaryota; Metazoa; Chordata; Mammalia; Scandentia; Tupaiidae
Gene: FAT1
Product: FAT atypical cadherin 1
Exons: 27
Coding region: 467-14224 (4585 amino acids)
Biological process (GO): homophilic cell-cell adhesion
Cellular component (GO): plasma membrane
Molecular function (GO): calcium ion binding
Source: RefSeq, a predicted model, not a curated record
GCAGCCGGAGAAUCCCGUCGGCGCCGGGGAGCGGGGGGUCGAGGCGGGGCGCUGACGUCACCUCCCCUCCCCCACCGCCUCCAAGAGGGAGGAGUGGGGAAAAGAGGCAGUGAUCCGCCGCAGCUCCCGGCCGCAACUCCUGAAGUCGGCAGCUGGCUGCCUGGACAUGUCCUGACAAACUUGGCUUCACCUCGGCCCUUUCCCCGAGCCCUCGCGCACUCUCUCUUCGCCUCUUUUUGGUGCUCAAGUUUCAUCCUGGUCGGAAGCCUUGGGAAAUGCGGCCACCUGGGUCCGGGCAGCACGGGCGGAUCGCACUCUGGAUGGGAAUAUGCUGAAGAUCCGAAGGAGGCAAAGUUAAUACUUCAGACAGGUUUACAGCCCAACCGCGUGGGCAUCACGGAGCUGCCGGGGAAUUUAAAGCCGAGCCCCCGAGGACUCCACUAGACCGGUUCCUGAGCGUUGAGCAAUGGGAAGACAUUUGAUGUUUCUUCUGCUCCUGCUCCUCCUCCUCCAGCAUUUUGGACAUGGCAAUGGAAGCCAAAGACUUGAACAGACCCCUCCUCUACAGUUUACACAGCUCCAGUACAAUGUCACCGUGCACGAGAACUCUGCAGCCAAGACCUAUGUGGGACAUCCCGUGAAGAUGGGCAUUUACAUUACAAACCCCUCGUGGGAAUUAAGGUACAAAAUCGUCUCCGGAGACAAUGAAAACCUGUUCAAAGCUGAAGAGUACGUCCUUGGAGACUUUUGCUUUUUGAGAAUAAGGACCAAAGGAGGAAAUACAGCUAUUCUCAACAGAGAAGUGAAAGACCAUUACACGUUGAUAGUCAAAGCAGUUGAAAAAAAUACUAACGCUGAAGCCCGAACCAAGGUGAGGGUACGAGUGCUGGAUACAAACGACUUGAGGCCAUUGUUUUCACCCACCUCAUACAGUGUUUCCCUGCCCGAAAACACAGCUGUAAGGACCAGUAUUGCAAGAGUCAGCGCCACAGAUGCUGACAUAGGAACCAAUGGAGAAUUCUACUACAGUUUUAGAGACCGAACAGACAUGUUUGCUAUUCACCCGACCAGUGGAGUGGUAGUUUUAACGGGGAGACUUGAUUACAUGGAGGCCAAGCUCUAUGAGAUGGAGAUCCUUGCUGUAGACCGGGGAAUGAAGUUGUAUGGUAGCAGUGGUAUCAGCAGCAUGGCCAAGCUAACAGUUCACGUAGAACAAGCCAAUGAAUGUGCUCCUGAGAUCACAGCAGUGACAUUAUCACCAUCAGAACUGGACAAGGACCCGAUCUAUGCCAUCGUAACCGUGGAUGACUGUGAUCAGGGUGCCAAUGGGGAGAUAGCGUCCUUGAGCAUUGUUGCAGGUGACGACCUUCAGCAGUUUAGAACGGCAAGGUCCUUCCCAGGGAGUAAAGAAUAUAAAGUCAAAGCCAUGGGUGGCAUUGAUUGGGACAGUCAUCCUUUUGGCUACAAUCUGACACUUCAGGCUAAAGAUAAAGGGAACCCUCCCCAGGUAUCUUCCGUAAAAGUCAUUCAUGUGAUGUCCCCACAGUUCAAAGCAGGGCCUGCUAAGUUUGAAAAGGAUGUUUACAGAGCAGACGUAAGUGAAUUUGCUCCUCCCCACACACCCGUGGUCAUGGUAAAAGCCAUUCCUAGUUACUCCCAUUUGAGAUACGUGUUUAAAAGUACGCCGGGAAGAGCUAAAUUUAGUUUAAACCACAACACUGGUCUCAUUUCCAUUUUAGAACCAAUUAAAAGGCAGCAGGCAUCUCAUUUUGAACUUGAAGUAACUACAAGUGACAGAAAAGCCUCCACCAGAGUCUUGGUUAAAGUCUUAGGUACAAAUAGCAAUCCUCCCGAAUUUACCCAGACAGCAUACAAAGCCUCCUUUGAUGAGAACGUGCCCAUCGGUACCACUGUCAUGAGCGUGAGUGCCGUAGACCCUGAUGAGGGUGAGAAUGGGUACGUGACGUACAGCAUUGCAAAUUUAAAUCAUGUGCCGUUUGUGAUCGACCACUUCACUGGUGCAGUGAGCACAUCAGAAAACUUGGACUAUGAACUGAUGCCUCGGGUUUAUACUCUACGAAUUCGAGCAUCCGACUGGGGCUUGCCAUACCGCCGGGAAGUGGAGGUCCUUGCUACCAUUACUCUCAAUAACUUGAAUGACAACACACCCCUGUUUGAGAAAAUAAAUUGUGAAGGCACCGUUCCAAGGGAUCUCGGUGUGGGAGAGCAAAUAACCACUGUUUCUGCUAUUGAUGCUGAUGAGCUGCAGUUGGUACGGUAUCAGAUUGAAGCUGGAAAUGAACUAGAGUUGUUUAGCUUAAACCCUAACUCUGGGGUAUUGUCGUUAAAGAAAUCACUAAUGGAUGGCUUAGGGGCCAAGGUGUCUUUUCACAGUCUGAGAAUUACAGCUACAGAUGGAGAAAAUUUUGCCACCCCAUUAUAUAUCAACAUAACCGUGACUGCCAGUCGCAAGCUGGUAAACUUGCAGUGUGAAGAGACUGGUGUUGCCAAAAUGCUGGCAGAGAAACUUCUGCAGGCAAACAAACUGCACAGUCAGGGAGAAGCCGAGGAUGUUUUCUUUGAUUCUCACUCUGUCAAUGCUCAUGCUCCACAGUUUAGAAGUACUCUUCCGACUGACAUUGAGGUAAAGGAAAACCAUCCUGUGGGGUCUGAUAUAAUUUUCAUGAAUGCUACCGACCUUGACACUGGCUUCAAUGGAAAACUGGUCUACUCUAUUUCUGGAGGAAAUGAGGAUAGUUGCUUCGUUAUUGACAUGGAAACAGGAAUGCUAAAAAUUUUAUCUCCACUUGACCGUGAAACAACAGAUAAAUAUACUCUGAAUGUUACUGUCUAUGACCUUGGUGUACCACAGAAGGCCGCUUGGCAUCUUCUGGAUAUCAGAGUUCUGGAUGCCAAUGAUAAUGCUCCUGAGUUUUUACAGGAGAGCUAUUUUGUUGAAGUGAGUGAAGACAAGGAGCUCAGUAGUGAGAUCAUUCAGGUUGAAGCCACAGACAAAGAUCUAGGGCCCAAUGGACACGUGACAUACUCUAUUCUUACAGACACAGAUAGGUUUUCAAUUGACAGCGUGACUGGUGUUGUUAAAAUAGCACGUCCUUUGGAUCGCGAGGUACAGCAUGUACAUUACUUAAAGAUUGAAGCCAGGGAUCAAGCCAAAGAAGAACCCCAACUGUUUUCCACGGUCCUUUUGAAAGUAUCACUAGAAGAUGUUAAUGACAACCCACCUAUGUUUAUUCCACCUAAUUACCGUGUGAAAGUUCGAGAGGAUCUUCCAGAAGGAACCAUCAUCAUGUGGUUGGAAGCCUAUGAUCCUGAUCUGGGUCAGUCUAGUCAGGUGAGGUACAGUCUUAUGGACCAUGGAGAAGGAAACUUUGAUGUGGAUAAGCUCAGUGGAGCUAUUCGAAUUGUCCAGCAGUUGGACUUUGAGAAGAAGCAAGUGUAUAAUCUCACCGUGAGGGCCAAAGACAAAGGGAAGCCAAUUUCUCUGUCUUCGACUUGCUAUGUCGAAGUGGAAGUAAUUGAUGUGAACGAGAACCUACACCCCCCAGUGUUUUCCAGCUUUGUGGAAAAAGGCAUAGUGAAAGAAGAUGUCCCUAUUGGCUCAUCAGUGAUGACAGUGUCAGCUCAUGAUGAGGACCCAGGAAGAGAUGGGGAGAUCCGCUAUUCCAUUCGAGAUGGUUCUGGUGUUGGCGUUUUCAGGAUAGAUGAAGAAACAGGUGUCAUAGAGACUUCAGAUCGACUGGACCGUGAGUCAACUCCCCAUUACUGGCUAACAGUCUAUGCAACCGACCAGGGGGUUGUGCCUCUUUCAUCGUUCAUAGAGAUCUACAUAGAGGUGGAGGAUGUCAAUGACAACGCACCCCAGACAUCAGAGCCUGUGUACUAUCCGGAAGUAAUGGAAAAUUCCCCCAAGGAUGUAUCCGUGGUCCAGAUUGAGGCGUUCGAUCCAGAUUCUAGCUCUGAUGACAAGCUGAUGUACAAAAUUACAAGUGGCAAUCCGCAGGGGUUCUUUUCAAUACAUCCCAAAACAGGUCUCAUCACAACUACAUCAAGGAAACUGGACCGCGAGCAGCAAGAUGAACACAUCCUAGAAGUCACUGUGACAGACAAUGGUAGUCCCCCCCGAUCGACCAUUGCAAGAGUCAUUGUGAAGAUCCUUGAUGAGAAUGACAACAAACCUCAGUUCCUGCAAAAGUUCUACAAGAUCAGACUCCCAGAGCGAGAAAAACCAGAAAGAAACUCCAAACGAGAGCCCCUCUAUCGUGUGGUAGCUACAGACAAAGACGAAGGUCCCAAUGCCGAAAUCUCCUACAGCAUCGAAGAGGGCAACGAGCAUGGCAAAUUUUUCAUUGAGCCCAAAACUGGAAUGGUUUCAUCCAAAAAGUUUUCUGGAGCUGGAGAAUAUGAUAUUCUUUCAAUUAAGGCAGUUGAUAAUGGCCGCCCUCAAAAGUCAUCAACCACUAGACUUCACAUUGAAUGGAUCUCCAAACCCAAACCCUCGCUGGAGCCAAUUUCAUUCGAAGAAUCAUUUUUUUCUUUCACCGUGAUGGAAAGUGACCCCGUUGCUCACAUGAUUGGAGUGAUAUCUGUCGAGCCCCCGGGCACACCUCUUUGGUUCGACAUCAUUGGUGGCAACUAUGACAGUCACUUUGAUGUGGACAAGGGCACCGGAACUAUCAUUGUUGCCAAACCUCUUGAUGCAGAGCAGAAAUCUAAUUAUAACCUCACAGUCGAGGCCACAGACGGAACUACCACCAUUCUUACUCAGGUAUUCAUCAAAGUAAUAGAUACAAAUGACCAUCGUCCUCAGUUUUCUACAUCAAAAUAUGAGGUGGUUAUUCCUGAAGAUACGGUGCCAGAAACAGAAAUCUUGCAGAUCAGUGCCGUGGAUAAAGAUGAGAAAAACAAACUGAUCUACACUCUGCAGAGUAGUAUAGAUCCACUGAGUCUGAAGAAAUUCCGUCUCGAUCCUGCAACCGGCUCUCUUUACACUUCUGAAAAGCUUGACCAUGAAGCCAUUCACCAGCACGUCCUUACAGUCAUGGUACGGGAUCAGGAUGUUCCUGUAAAACGCAACUUCGCCAGGAUUGUCGUUAAUGUCAGCGACACCAAUGACCAUGCUCCGUGGUUCACCAGUUCCUCCUACGAGGGGCGAGUUUACGAGUCAUCGGCUGUUGGCUCAGUUGUGCUGCAGGUUACAGCUCUGGACAAGGACAAAGGGCAAAAUGCUGAAGUGCUGUAUUCAAUUGAAUCAGGAAAUAUUGGAAAUUCGUUUACAAUCGAUCCCAUCUUGGGCUCCAUAAAAACUGCCAAAGAAUUAGAUCGAAGUAACCAAGUGGAGUAUGACUUAAUGGUAAAAGCUACAGAUAAAGGGAAUCCACCAAUGAGUGAAAUAACUUCCGUACACAUCUUUGUCACUGUGGCCGACAACGCCGCCCCUAAGUUUACCUCCAGAGAGUAUUCUGUGGAAAUCAGCGAAGCCAUCAGCAUUGGGAGUUUCGUCGGAAUGGUUACAGCCCACAGUCAGUCAUCAGUGGUAUAUGAAAUAAAAGACGGAAACAUAGCCGAUGCCUUUGAUAUUAAUCCACAUUCUGGAAGUAUCUUCACUCAGAAAGCUCUGGAUUUUGAAACUUUGCCCGUCUAUACAUUGACAAUACAAGGAACUAACAUGGCUGGUUUGUCCACCAAUACAACCCUUCUGGUGCACCUACAGGAUGAGAAUGACAACCAGCCCGUUUUUAUGCAGACAGAGUAUACAGGACUCAUUAGUGAAUCAGCUUCAAUCAACAGUGUGGUCCUGACCGAUAGGAAUGUCCCACUAGUGAUCCGAGCAACUGAUGCUGAUAAGGAAUCCAACGCUUUGCUUGUUUACCACAUCGUUGAACCAUCUGGACGCAAAUAUUUUGCUAUCGACCCCAGCACUGGUGCAGUUCGUGCAGUUCUACGUCUGGACUAUGAGGAAACAAGUACUUUUCACUUUACUGUACAAGUGCAUGACAUGGGAGUCCCACGUUUAUUUGCGGAGUAUGCAGCUAAUGUGACUAUCCACGUCAUUGACAUUAACGACUGUCCCCCUGUGUUCUCCAGAUCACUGUAUGAAGCGUCUCUUUUGUUGCCGACAUACAAAGGAGUCAGAGUCCUCACAGUAAAUGCUACAGAUGCUGAUUCGAACACCUCCUCUCAGUUAAUGUACUCCAUCACUGAAGGCAACAUCGGGGAGAAGUUCUCGAUGGACUACAAGACCGGCACGAUAACUGUACAAAACACAACUCAGUUAAGGAGCCGCUAUGAGUUAGCCAUCAGAGCUUCGGAUGGCAGAUUUGCCAGCUUUACCUCCGUGAAAAUUAAUGUGAAAGAAAGCAAAGAAAGUCAACUGAAGUUUACCCAAGAUUUCUACUCUGCGGUAGUGAAAGAGAAUUCCACCGAAGCCAAAACAUUGGCUGUCAUUACUGCUAUUGGGAAUCCCAUCAAUGAGCCCUUGUUUUAUCACAUCCUCAAUCCAGAUCGCAGAUUUAAAAUAAGCCGCACGUCAGGAGUACUGUCAACCACUGGUGUGCCAUUUGACCGGGAACAGCAGGAGAUGUUCGAUGUGGUCGUGGAAGUGACUAAAGAGCACACGCCCUCUGUGGUGGCCCACGUGGUUGUGAAAGUCACUGUGGAAGACCAAAACGAUAACGCACCAGUGUUCGUUAACCUUCCCUACUACGCUGUUGUCAAAGUGGAUACUGAGGUGGGCCAUGUCAUUCGCUCUGUCACUGCUGUCGACAGAGAUAGUGGCAGAAAUGGGGAAGUACAUUACUACCUUAAGGAACAUCACGAGCACUUUCAAAUUGGACCUGCUGGUGAAAUUUCACUCAUAAAGCAAUUCGAACUCGACACCUUAAAUAAAGAAUAUCUUGUCACAGUGGUUGCAAAAGACGGAGGAAACCCAGCCUUUUCAGCUGAAGUUAUAGUUCCAGUCACUGUUAUGAAUAAAGCCAUGCCGGUGUUUGAAAAACCUUUCUACAGUGCAGAGAUUCCAGAGAACAUCCAGAUACACAGCCCAGUGGUCCAUGUCCAGGCCAACAGUCCAGAAGGACUAAAAGUAUUCUACAGCAUCACAGAUGGAGACCCCUUCAGCCAGUUUACUAUUAACUUUAAUACUGGAGUUAUAAAUGUCAUUGCUCCUCUGGACUUUGAGGCCCACCCAGCCUACAAACUGAGCAUUCGAGCAACCGACUCUCUGACCGGUGCCCAUGCCGAUGUGUUUGUUGAUAUCAUAGUGGAAGACAUCAAUGAUAACGCUCCCGUGUUUGUUCAACAGUCUUACGCUGCCACGCUGUCGGAGGCAUCUGUGAUCGGAACAUCUGUCAUUCAAGUGAGAGCAACUGAUUCCGAUUCAGAACCCAACAGAGGGAUUUCAUACCAGAUGUUUGGGAAUCAUAGUAAAAGCCAAGACUAUUUUCACAUAGAUAGCAGUACUGGUCUCAUCUCACUGGUCAGAACUUUGGAUUACGAACAGUUCCAGCAGCACAGGAUUUCUGUAAGGGCUGUCGAUGGUGGCAUGCCGCCGCUGAGCAGUGAUGUCAUCAUCACGGUGGAUGUCACGGACCUCAAUGAUAACCCGCCACUCUUUGACCAACAGAUUUAUGAAGCCAGAAUUAGUGAGCAUGCCCCUCAUGGUCAUUUUGUGACGUGUGUAAAAGCCUGUGAUGCAGAUAGUUCAGACGUGGAUAAGUUGGAAUACUCCAUUCUGUCUGGCAAUGAUCAUAAAAACUUCGUCAUUGACAGUGAAACGGGGAUCAUCACGCUCUCAAACCUGCGCCGGCACACCCUGAAGCCAUUUUACAGUCUGAACGUUUCCGUGUCCGAUGGCGUCUUUAGAAGUUCUGCUCAGGUUCACAUCACUGUAAUUGGAGGCAACUUGCACAGCCCUGUUUUUCUUCAGAACGAAUAUGAAGUGGAACUAGCUGAAAAUGCUCCUUUACACACCCUGGUGAUUGAGGUUAAAGCAACCGAUGGGGAUUCGGGUAUUUACGGCCGCCUUACUUACCGUAUUGUAAAUGACUUUGCCAAAGACAGGUUUUAUACUAAUGAGAGAGGACAGAUAUUUACUUCGGAAAAACUUGACCGAGAAACUCCAGCAGAAAAAGUCAUCGCAGUUCGUUUAAUGGCUAAGGAUGCCGGAGGAAGAGUUGCUUUCUGCACUGUGAAUGUCAUCCUCACAGACGACAAUGAUAAUGCCCCUCAGUUCCGAGCCACCAAGUAUGAAGUGAACAUUGGAGCCAGUGCUGCCAAAGGAACGUCUGUUGUCAAAGUUCUCGCAAGUGACACUGAUGAGGGAUCCAAUGCUGAUGUCACCUAUGCCAUUGAAGCAGAUUCCGAGAGUGUUAAAGAGAACUUGGAAAUCAACAAACUGUCUGGCGUAAUUACGACAAAGGAAAGCUUAAUUGGCUUAGAAAAUGAGUUCUUUACCUUCUUUGUGAGAGCUGUGGAUAAUGGGUCUCCACCCAAAGAGUCUGUUGUUCCCGUCUAUGUUAAAAUACUUCCACCAGAAAUGCAGCUUCCAAGAUUUUCAGAACCAUUUUAUACCUAUACAGUUUCAGAAGACAUGCCUAUUGGAACAGAAAUAGAUCUCAUCCGGGCGGAACACACAGGGACUGUUCUUUACAGCCUAGUCAAAGGCAAUACUGCUGAAAGUAAUAGGGAUGAGUUUUUUGUGAUCGACAGGCAGAGUGGCAGACUGAAACUGGAGAAGAGGCUUGAUCACGAGACAACGAAGUGGUAUCAGUUUUCCAUCCUGGCCAGGUGUACUAGGGAUGACUAUGAGGUGGUAGCUUCUGUAGAGGUUAGUAUCCAGGUGAAAGAUGCAAAUGAUAACAGCCCCCUCUUGGAGUCCAAUCCAUAUGAGGCAUUUAUUGUUGAAAACCUGCCAGCGGGAAGCAGAGUCAUCCAGAUCAGGGCAUCUGAUCUAGAUUCAGGAACCAAUGGCCAAGUCAUGUAUAGCCUAGAUCAGUCGCAGAGUGUAGACGUCAUCGAAUCAUUUGCCAUCAACAUGGAAACUGGUUGGAUUACAACCCUAAAGGAACUUGACCAUGAAAAGAGAGACAGUUACCAGAUCAAAGUGGUUGCAUCAGAUCAUGGUGAAAAGGUUCAGCUGUCCUCCACAGCCAUUGUGGAUGUCACUGUCACUGACGUCAACGAUAGUCCACCUCGAUUCACGGCAGAGAUUUACAAGGGGACCGUGAGUGAAGAUGACCCACCGGGAGGUGUGAUUGCCAUCUUGAGUACUACGGAUGCUGACUCCGAAGAGAUUAACAGACAAGUGACAUAUUUCAUAACUGGAGGAGAUGCCUUAGGACAAUUUGCCAUUGAAAAUGUACAGAAUGAAUGGAAGGUUUAUGUGAAGAAACCCCUGGAUAGGGAAAAAAGGGACAAUUACCUUCUGAGUAUAACAGCAACUGAUGGGACUUUCUCAUCAAAAGCUAUAGUUGAAGUGAAAGUCCUUGAUGCAAAUGACAACAGUCCAGUUUGUGAAAAGACUUUGUAUGCAGACACCAUUCCAGAAGAUGCCCCUCCUGGGAAAUUGAUCAUGCAGGUCUCGGCGACAGAUGCAGAUAUCCGUUCCAAUGCUGAAAUUACGUACACAUUAUAUGGUUCAGGUGCAGAAAAAUUCAAACUAAAUCCAGACACAGGUGAACUGAAAACACUCGCUCCUCUUGACCGUGAGGAACAAGCCAUUUAUAACCUCGUAGUCAAGGCCACGGAUGGAGGUGGAAGAUUCUGUCAAGCUAAUAUCGUGCUCACGUUAGAAGAUGUGAAUGAUAAUGCCCCUGAGUUCUCUGCUGAUCCUUACACCAUCACUGUGUUUGAAAACACGGAGCCAGGAACCCUGUUGACAAGGGUGCAGGCCACAGACGCAGAUGCAGGCUUGAAUCGAAAGAUUUCCUACUCACUGAUCAACUCUGCUGAGGGGCAGUUCUCCAUUAAUGAAUUGUCUGGGAUUAUCCAGUUAGAAAAGCCUUUGGAUAGAGAACUGCAGGCAGUGUAUACCCUGACUUUGAAAGCCGUGGAUCAAGGUUUGCCAAGGAGGUUGACAGCUACUAGCGUUGUGGUUGUAUCCGUUCUGGAUAUAAAUGACAACCCGCCAGUGUUCGAGUACCGUGAAUAUGGUGCCACAGUGUCCGAGGACAUUCUUAUUGGGACAGAAGUUCUUCAAGUGUACGCAGCAAGUCGGGAUAUCGAAGCAAAUGCAGACAUCACCUACUCGAUCAUCAGUGGAAACGAGCAUGGAAAAUUCAGCAUAGAUUCUAAAACAGGGUCCAUAUUUAUUAUUGAGAGCCUGGAUUAUGAAAGCUCUCACGAGUAUUACUUGACUGUAGAAGCCACCGACGGAGGUACACCUUCCUUAAGUGAUGUUGCAACCGUGAGCAUUAACGUGACAGACAUCAAUGACAACACCCCAGUGUUCAGCCAGGACACCUUCGUGGUCAGUGAGGAUGCGGUUCUUGAGCAGUCUGUCAUCACGGUUAUGGCUGAUGAUGCUGAUGGACCUUCAAACAGCCACAUCCACUAUUCCAUCACAGAUGGCAAUCAAGGAAGUCCUUUUACAAUUGACCCUGUCAAGGGAGAAGUGAAAGUGACCAAACUUCUGGACCGGGAAACAAUUUCAGGUUACACACUCACUGUGCAAGCUUCUGAUAACGGUAACCCACCCCGCGUCAACACGACCACUGUGAACAUCGACGUGUCUGACGUGAACGACAACGCUCCGGUCUUCUCCCAGGGAAACUACAGCGUGAUUAUCCAGGAAAACAAGCCCGUGGGUUUCAGUGUGCUGCAGCUAGUGGUAACAGACAAGGAUUCUUCUCAUAACGGCCCACCCUUCUUCUUUACUAUCGUGAGUGGAAAUGAGGACAGGUCUUUUGAAAUUAACCAGCAAGGAGUCCUCCUAACUUCAGCCGCCAUAAAGCAGAAGGUGAAGGACCAUUACUUCCUGCAUGUGAAGGUGGCCGAUAAUGGAAAGCCUCCGUUGUCUUCUUUGACAUAUAUUGACAUCAGGGUUAUUGAAGAGAGCAUCCAUCCUCCUGCGAUUUUGCCAUUGGAAAUUUUUAUUACUGCGUUUGGAGAGGAAUACUCUGGUGGUGUCAUUGGGAAGAUUCACGCGACAGACCAGGAUGUGUAUGACACGCUCACCUACAGUCUAGAUCCCCAAAUGGACAAUCUGUUCUCCGUUUCCAGCACUGGGGGAAAGCUGAUCGCACACAAAAAGCUCGACGUCGGGCAGUACCUUCUCAAUGUCAGCGUGACAGAUGGGAAGUUCACCACGGUGGCGGACAUCACAGUGCACAUCAGGCAGAUAACGCAGGAGAUGCUGAACCACACCGUUGCCAUCCGCUUUGCCAAUCUCACUCCGGAGGAAUUUGUGGGAGACUACUGGCGCAACUUCCAGCGAGCCUUACGGAACAUCCUGGGUGUGAAGAGGACCGACAUACAGGUUCUGAGCUUGCAGCCGGCGGAACCCCCUCCGCAUCUCGAUGUCUUACUCUUUAUAGAGAAAUCGGGUAGCGCCCUGCUUUCCACAAAAGCCCUCCUGCACAAGAUUAAUUCCUCGGUAACCAACAUCGAGGACAUCAUUGGUGUGAGGAUACUGGAUGUGUUCCAGAAGCUCUGUGCUGGACUGGAUUGCCCAUGGACGUCCUGUGAUGAGAAAGUAUCAGUGGAUGAAAGUGUCAUGUCGACGCAUAGCACAGCCAGACUGAGUUUCGUGACUCCUCGCCACCACAGAACAGCUGUGUGUCUCUGUAAAGAGGGGAAGUGCCCACCUGUGCACCAUGGAUGUGAAGACAGUCUGUGCCCCGAUGGGUCUGAAUGCAUCGCUGACCCCAGAGAGGAGAAGUAUACCUGUGUCUGUCCCGGUGGCAAGUUUGCUCAGUGCCCAGGGAGUUCAUCUAUAACAUUCACUGGAAACAGCUUUGUCAAGUACCGUUUAAUGGAAAAUGAAAACAAAUUAGAGAUGAAAUUGACAAUGAGGCUCAGAACCUAUUCUACUCAUGCAGUUGUAAUGUAUGCUCGAGGCACUGACUAUAGUAUCUUGGAGAUUCACAAUGGAAGACUGCAGUACAAGUUUGACUGUGGAAGUGGCCCUGGCAUUGUAUCCGUUCAGAGCAUUCAAGUCAACGAUGGGCGGUGGCAUGCAGUGUCUCUUGAAGUGAAUGGAAACUAUGCGAGGUUGGUUCUCGACCAAGUCCAUACUGCGUCAGGCACGGCCCCGGGGACUCUGAAAACCCUCAAUCUGGACAACCAUGUGUUUUUUGGUGGCCACAUCCGUCAGCAAGGAGCAAGGAAUGGAAGGAGCCCCCAAGUUGGUAAUGGUUUCAGGGGUUGUAUGGACUCCAUCUAUUUGAAUGGGCAGGAGCUUCCUUUAACUAGCAAACCAAGAAGCUAUGCACACAUCGAAGAGUCAGUGGAUGUCUCUCCUGGGUGCCUGUUAACAGCCACAGAAGACUGUUCGAGCAACCCGUGCCAGAACGGAGGCGUUUGCAACCCAUCACCCACUGGAGGUUAUUACUGCAAAUGCAGUGCCUUAUACAUAGGGACAUACUGUGAGGUGAGCGUCAACCCGUGUUCCUCCAACCCAUGCCUCUACGGUGGGACGUGUGUCGUAGACAAUGGAGACUUUGUCUGCCAGUGUCGAGGGUUGUACACUGGUCAGAGGUGCCAGCUAAGUCCAUACUGCAGAGAUGAUCCCUGCAAAAACGGUGGGACGUGUUUUGAUAGUCUGGAUGGUGCUGUUUGCCAGUGUGAUUCAGGUUUUAGGGGAGAAAGGUGUCAGAGUGACGUUGACGAAUGUGCAGGAAACCCCUGCCGUAACGGCGCCCUCUGUGAGAACACGCACGGCUCCUAUCACUGUAACUGCAGCCACGAGUACCGAGGGAGACACUGCGAGGACGCCGCCCCCAAUCAGUACGUGUCCACUCCGUGGAAUAUCGGCUUGGCGGAAGGAAUAGGAAUUGUUGUUUUCGUAGCAGCCAUAUUUUUACUGGUGGUGGUGUUUGUCCUCUGCCGCAAGAUGACGAGUCGAAAGAAGAAACAUCAAGCCGAACCAGAAGACAAACACUUGGGACCAACCACCGCCUUCUUGCAAAGACCGUAUUUUGAUUCAAAGCUCAAUAAGAAUAUUUACUCAGAUAUACCACCCCAGGUACCUGUCCGGCCUAUCUCCUACACUCCAAGUAUUCCAAGUGACUCUAGGAACAAUCUUGACAGAAACUCCUUUGAAGGAUCUGCUAUCCCAGAGCAUCCCGAAUUCAGCACUUUUAACCCGGAGUCUGUGCACGGACACCGAAAAGCAGUAGCUGUCUGCAGCGUAGCCCCGAACUUGCCGCCCCCACCUCCUUCAAACUCUCCUUCCGACAGUGACUCAAUACAGAAGCCGAACUGGGACUUCGACUAUGAUACUAAAGUGGUAGACCUUGAUCCGUGUCUUUCCAAGAAACCGCUAGAGGACAAGCCUUCACAGCCAUACAGUGCCCGGGAAAGCCUGUCUGAAGUGCAGUCCCUCAGCUCCUUUCAGUCGGAAUCAUGUGAUGACAAUGGGUAUCACUGGGAUACGUCAGAUUGGAUGCCAACGGUUCCUCUGCCAGAUAUACAGGAGUUCCCCAACUAUGAGGUUAUUGAUGAGCAAACACCCCUGUACUCAGCAGAUCCAAAUGCCAUCGAUACAGACUAUUACCCUGGAGGUUACGACAUUGAAAGUGAUUUCCCACCACCCCCAGAAGACUUCCCUGCACCUGACGAACUACCACCAUUACCUCCGGAGUUUAGUGAGCAGUUCGAAUCCAUACACCCUCCUAGAGACAUGCCCGCAGUGGGGAGCUUGGGUUCUUCGUCGAGAAACCGGCAGAGGUUCAACUUGAAUCAGUAUCUGCCCAAUUUCUAUCCCGUCGAUUUGUCGGAACCUCAGAGAAAAGGCCCUGAUGAGAGUGGUAUCUGUAGAGAACCCUAUGUCCCUUACCCUCCAGGGUAUCAGAGAAACUUUGACGCCCCCACUGUAGAAAACAUGCCCCUGUCUGUGCGCACGUCCACAGCAUCCUGCUCCGACGUGUCGGCGUGCUGCGAAGUGGAGUCCGAGGUCAUGAUGAGUGACUAUGAGAGCGGAGACGAUGGCCGCUUUGAAGAGGUGACGAUUCCGCCUCUGGAUUCCCAGCAGCAUACCGAAGUCUGACGCUCAGACGCCCCCCAAAGUGCCUGGACUUUAACGAACCGAGAGGUUAUAUAAAUAAUCUGCAUUGUUUUUUGCAGCAGUGCUUAAGCGCUUUUGUUCGGUGAGCUGCGAUGGGCAUGGCUGCACUGAAUCACGCGCCUCUUAACACUUAGCCAUUUCCAGAGUCCCGACCUGCCAUACUGCGAUGAGAUUUUCAUCGGCCGUGCCAUUUUGGAACAUCCUUUUGUAUUUACAUUUGUCUGUGUUAAAAUAAUGAAACGAAAAUCAGCCCUACUCUUGUUAGCAUGAUUCAUGUAUUUAUAUAGAUUUGAUUAUUUUAAUUUUCCUGUCCCCUUUUUUUUGUUUUGUAAAUUUUAUGUACAGAUUUGAUUUUUCAUAGUUUUAACUAGAUUUGGAAGGUAUUUUGUGCAUUUGUUUUCAACUGAAUCUGGGUGGUGUUAGUGUCAUUACCUAGCGCCCUGAUUUUUUUUUUUUUUUUAAUAUAACCAGGGUUUCAUUCUUUUCCACAGAAUGAUGACAUUUCAUUAAUACAUUUCAGUAUAGUCAUUCAUUUCUAGCUGUAUAUAGGAUGAGGAAAGAUCUGAUACAUGGACAUGUCUUAAAUGGGUUGCUGUAUUUUAGAAUUAUGAACAUUUUUCAUUAUUGGAAAGUGUAAUGGGGACCUUCUGCAUACAUGUUUAGAACCAAAACCAUCAUGACACAGUUUUUAUAGUGUCUGUAUAUUUGUGAUGCAAUGGUCUUGUAAAGGUUUUUACUGAGAAAUACCAUUAGCCAGUCUUUCUUACUGACAAUAAAUUAUUAAUAAAAUACUUGAGCUUUA